GUUCACAUCACCUUUAGAGAAGGGAGGAGGAAGCAACGCCAGCAGCGCCUCCCUUUACAGGUAGCUCCGCUCCCAGUCCGAGGUGAUCCUCAGGGCGAAACGCACCGUUUCUCGCACAGACCCCACACACGGCGAACAUGACGGAGUCGGCCGAGGCCGCGGCGGCGGACGUGACCAGCAAGCGAAGCGUCACCAUCGAAAUCUCCAACCUCACCGGCAACUACUGCCUCAUCAACCCCAGGGUGCACCUUGAGAACGGGGACACCUACAACCCGCCGCAGCCCACCGUGCGCCCCAUGAAGACCGAGGUCUGCACCUUCACCAAGGCCAGCGGCAAGGCCACGGGCAGCGUGGGCGUGCUGACCUACGACCUCUUCGAGCGCUCGCGCAACGACUUCAUCGAGACGCUCGCCGUCAUGUUCUCGGUGCCGUGGGACUACAACCUGUACAAGAACUGGUUCGCGGUGGGCGUCCACAAGAAGGGCCGCGCCUGCGACAAGGAGCUGUACAAGGAGAUGUAUUACGAGAAGAAGCAGCAGGAGCACGGGUUCGUCCGCGAGGAGGCCGUCGGGUCGGGCAUCAAUUACGUGGGCGACUACCUGGAUGUGAAGGCCACCAUGUGUCCCAUGGGCAAAGCCAUCAUGAAGGUGGAGGUGUGGGAUAAGCUUUUCACACCCGUGGGUCAGCAGGCGUACUAGUGUGUGUGUGUGUGUGUGUUGGCUUAUAAAGACAGGAGGUAAAAUCCCCCCCGUUAAUAAUCACGAUGAUCUCUGCUUCAAUAGCGUUUGCCUUCUUAAAAUGGUUGAAUAUGGAAAUAAAAGGAUGAGUCACUGGAGGAGGAGGGCGCGCGGCUCAAUAAACACACACUGAAGCUG
Betta splendens (Siamese fighting fish) is the source of this 875-nucleotide messenger RNA. It is a transcript of the gene apnl, whose product is annotated as actinoporin-like protein. Gene Ontology annotation, cellular component: pore complex. Gene Ontology annotation, molecular function: channel activity. The record is from RefSeq and is a predicted model, not a curated record. The transcript is spliced from 2 exons. Lineage: Eukaryota; Metazoa; Chordata; Actinopteri; Anabantiformes; Osphronemidae. Gene Ontology annotation, biological process: monoatomic cation transport; pore complex assembly; cytolysis in another organism. The coding region runs from base 138 to 698 and encodes 186 amino acids.